Molecule: messenger RNA, 2796 nt
Organism: Enterobius vermicularis (human pinworm)
Lineage: Eukaryota; Metazoa; Nematoda; Chromadorea; Rhabditida; Oxyuridae
Source: the annotation of a GenBank genome assembly
AUGGAGAUUCUAACUCUCCUGGCUUUGAACGAGGCUUAUACAGAAAGUUUAGAGAAUUUAAUACGUAACGUUCAGUACGCCAUUGCCGAAAACAAAAAAAGACAGGAAGCAAUCAAUGCGGUAUUAGGAAAAGCUGGUUCUGCAGGAGACUUUUAUGGAAAUAAAAAGAAAGUUCCAGUAAAUCAGUUCUACCCUCCUUAUUUUCGGGAUCGUUUCGGAAUGGUUCCUCCUGCGAACAUUGAAACUCAACGGAAACUUCAUUCAGGCGACUACGAUCCGUUGGUCAAGCCAGCACGAAAAUGGUUGCCUAAGGAUCUAGAGAGGUUACGACAUGCAGUGAAGCGGGAAGUUGCUGAGGAACGAUGCGCAGCGGAAAAGAAGAGGCGGGCAGAGGUACAAGAAAUGUUAAAAAGAAGUGGGCAAGAAACUAGUGAAGAGGAACGUACAGGAUACAUUUCGGAAAUCGAGUCGCUUACUCGUUUCAUAGAAUACACUAGGAAUCUUUCAGAAGAAGAAAUUUUUGGGUCGGAAUACGACUACGCUAAAGUUGAUUGGACAAAAAUCGCCACUUUUGAUUUCAUGGAUACAAGAAACGCAUCGCAGCUGCGUCUGAAAUGGAUUAAUGAACAGUCUCCGCGAUGGUCUAAGGCAAAAUGGACUACGGAUGAAUUAGCGAAACUGCGCGAAUUGGCUACUGGACCUUGGGUUCGGUGGGAGGUAGUGGCUAGGCGUCUUGGUACAGCUAGAACACCUUUCCAGUGUUUUAAGAAGUAUAAAGUUGAAUUUGACAAGGAAUUGAAGACGCAGUGGACAAGAGAGGAAGACACUGCUCUUAUAACGUUAUGUCAUUCAAUGCGGACAAAUGGAAAAAUCCCAUGGGAGAAAGUUUAUAACUAUAUGGAGGGACGAAGUCGGCAGCAGUGUAAGGUGCGUUAUGCAAGGACGCUAGAUGCUGAGCUGAGACAUGGAAGGUGGAGCGAAGAAGAAGACAUUUUAUUGAAAUGUGCUAUCGGUCGUUUUGGGAAGAACUGGCAGCAAGUAGCCUCUUGCGUGCCGGGAAGAAGCGACGCUCAGUGCAGAGACAGAUGGGUCAAUAUUCUAGAUGAGAAGGUAAAAGAUUCUCCUUGGACACUAGAGGAGGACGAGAAGCUUCUGAAAGGUGUCAGAGAAAUUGGAAAAGAGUGGGCUCGGAUAGCAGUAACGUUACCAGGCCGAACAGGUGAUCAUUGCAAAAGUCGUUUUAGGUCACUAAUGAUCUCAAAAGUUAAGUUAUGUAGUCAGUCAUAUGACGAUACUCCAGUAAAGAUGAUUCGCAGGCAUGACACGACUAAGCACAGACGGGAACGACGAAAAGCGGUUGAAAAACAUUUUAAAGAACUACUGGCAGCUGACGGGCAAGAUGAAGUCGCCCAGAAGUUAACAGAGCUUUUUAAAACGGAAUCUUUAAGCGUGCAUGACGUUGCCGCGUUAGCUGAUAUACCACCGGAGCAACGGAAAAUACUUCUUGAAUUGAUGCAGAAGAGUCACAUAAAAAACGUUGGGGAGAGCAGUAAGCCAGAUGUUGCUGCGGCCACGAAAAUGUUGUAUAAUCUACUACAUGAAAAUUUGAGCGUCAGGCCUGAGUUCCUGGAUAAUGCAACUCGGACAGUUUUGUACCGAAUGUAUGAAAAAACCUGUCUAAGCAAAGUUACGGGUAGGCGACCAAAAGUAUUACUGUCCAACAGGGAAAAAAACGCGUUUUUGGAGGGUUUUGAAAGUUUAAGAACGGAGGAGGACAAAAAAGAAUUUUUAAUGCAGCACUUGGUUGAAUUAAUGGCAAAAAGCGAUAACGCCGAUCAGUGUGCGUUACAGCAGCAGGUCACUAAGAACCAAUGCGUUUUUGAUCUCAAGUAUCAUCUUAAGGAAGAACUGAUUAAAGAAGUUGGACGAUGUUUGGAGGUCGGUGUUACAGGCAGCAGCGAAGAGGCGAGAUUAAAGCUGAAUCCACUUCCUCCUUUCGCUGCAUCGAUUAAAAUUCUGAGCAAAUUGAAGGGUAUGCUCCCAACUUUACGGAGCCGAGCCGCUUGGUCAUUUAAUAAAGUGGAAGAAGUAAGCGAUAAAUUGGAAGGAAUCAAGGACCGAAUGGAGGAAGAAGAUAGCAAUGAGGUACAUCUGCAGUUGUCAGAAGAAAUAAAAAAAUGUCCGCAGUAUAUUGCUUUUAAGAUGAAGGUUCGAAGUUUAUUAUUUUGGCCGUUACUCAUGGAUCGCGCUAUUGAGCCAGAAGCAGAUGUCGCAGAACGGCAUAAGUUACGUGAAAUUAGGACUGCAGUUGAGGUGAAAGAGGCUGAGGCUGGUGAUGUGUCUGGAAGUGCGGAAGUUUUGUCGAAAAUACGGUCUAGUGCAUCGGAUUCGUCGUUAACUAUAAAGGAUUUAUUACACUUGCGUCGAAAAAAUCGCUAUCAUAUGGCUCUUACUAAUCAGUUAUUUCGUACAAAAGCAGAUUAUUCUACAGAACACCGCAAAAGAUUGCGCAGAACUGUCGACUUGCCGAAGAAUCAACCACCUCAGCUAUCGGAGGAUACUAGCCUGAACGUUCAUGUGAGACCGGAGUCAGAAAGGCUUGCAAUGAUUGACGAAUGUAUUGCUUCAGUUUGUCAAAAAGUUGCUACUGAACCUCUCGAUGAUUUAUUAUUGGAUUUAGACAAUUCACCUAAGUGUGAUGAUGAUGAGGAUGAAGAAGUGAUUGGUGAUGCAAUUGAUGAUUCAGAAACCGUUGUUAAGACCAGUUUGCGGGGUAGGAAACGCCGCACUCGAUAA